Molecule: messenger RNA, 2420 nt
Organism: Gambusia affinis (western mosquitofish)
Lineage: Eukaryota; Metazoa; Chordata; Actinopteri; Cyprinodontiformes; Poeciliidae
Product: nuclear factor 7, ovary-like
Exons: 1
Coding region: 444-1661 (405 amino acids)
Molecular function (GO): protein binding; zinc ion binding
Source: RefSeq, a predicted model, not a curated record
CCUUUUUCAUACAAAGCGCCUCUUAGCAAAUUCUUUUUGCUUCUUUUUUUCUGUUCUCCUUCAAUAAAACGGUUAAAGAAAAUAGCAGCUUUAAUUACAGGAAGAAUAACACAAAAACAAAAGAGGCAGAAAAUAUUAUCUGUGUCACCAGUGCUUGUCUGACUGGUAAAACGUCUCUGAGUUGUCAGACAGGAUGACAGGAAUUAACCUGGCUGCUGAACAGAACUGACACGCCAUCACAACAUGGUGGAUCACGGUUGAAAAAGACGCUGGACCUGAGUGAGAGCGGCAAAGAAACUUUAAUGGUGAGUCCACAAACCGACGCUUUGGAACAAAAGACAAGAGGAAACAGAUUUUUUUUUAUUUGCCUCAAGUUCUGUUGUCUUUAAAAAUAAGAAGAUCAUCUAUAAGAUGAUCUAAUAGUGAAGUGGGUGAAUUUUAAAAUGAAGGAACUGACUGACUCUUUAUCUGGAAGACAGCAAACUUCAUCUGAGAGGAAAAAACAACCUAAAAUGGGGCUGUGCAGUAAACAUCCACAGGUUCCUCAUUUAUUCUGUGAAGACGAGCAGAGAGCUGUGUGUCCUGUCUGUGAGUUUUCUCUCCACCAGAGUCACAAAGUGGUUCCUAUGGAACAAGCGGUCGGUGGGCUGAAGAGGCAGCUGAAAUCUGACUUAAAGUCUCUGCAGGACAAGAAGGAGAAUUACAAACAAAUGGAGAAAACAUACGAUGAAAUGACCGGACACAUCACAAAGCAGGUGUCGUCUACAGAGAAACAGAUCAGAGCAGAGUUCAACAAGCUCCACCAGUUCCUGAAAGAGGAAGAGGAGUCCAGACUGGCAGCUCUGUGGGAGGAAGAGGAGCAAAAGAAGAAGAAUAUAAAAAAGAAAAUAAAGAAGAUUGAGGAGCAGAUCAUCUCUCUGUCAGAAAGCAUCUUUGCUGGUAAAGAAGAGCUGCAGAAAGACAACAUGUCGUUCCUCAGUGGGUACGAAACCGCACAGAGCAGAGUCAGAGGUCAGAGUUCACUGCCAGAUCCACAGCUGGUCUCAGGAGCUCUGAUAGAUGUGGCCAAACACCUGGGCAACCUGUCCUUCAGAGUCUGGGAGAAAAUGAAGGACAAGGUUCACUUCAGUCCCGUCAUUCUGGACCCAAACACUGCCAGCCGAUGGCUCUCUCUGUCUGAUGAUCUGACCAGUGUGAGACGCUGCGAAACAAAGGAGAAACUUCCUGACAAUCCAGAGAGAAACAUUAACUACACCAAUGUUUUUGGUUCUGAGGCCUUUGGCUCAGGGAAACACAGCUGGGAAGUGGAAGUUGGAGAUCAUCCUCGCUGGAAUAUCGGUUUGGUCAAGGAGUCUGUGGACAGGAAGGGAGAGACAGAAGCUUUGCCCAAAUAUGGAAUCUGGUGUUUAGUGCAUGGUGACGGAAAAUACACGGAUGGCGAAGCAAAAGUCGUCACAAUGAAGCAGAGUCUCAGGAAAAUUAAAGUCCAGCUGAACUAUGACAGAGGGGAAGUGUCCUUCUACGACUCUGAGGACAUGAGUCACAUCCACACCCACAGAGACACUUUCACUGAGAAACUCCUGCCUUAUUUCUGUGUUGGAAAAACAGGAGAAGUGGAAUCUACAAGCAUCAAAGUCUGUGAAACACAGAUUAAUUUUUAAGCUUCACAGAAACAGAGUGUAAUGUUUGAAAAUAAAUGUUUUUUGUUCUUUUCUGAGAAGAAAACAACACAUUUUAACAUCAGUUACAAUGUCGAAUAUCAUACCAUACACAUUCAGACUUCAAUGUCUCAAUUUUGAAUAAAAAUUGUGCAAAAAAAUCUAAAACCACAUAUAGUUUACCCAGGGGAUCCACUCAUUUAUGUUUAUGUUGUAUAUGAACAUCACUAUAUGGAGACAGAAACAUUGUUUUAUUUCCUGCUUUUAAUGCUGUUGUACUGAAUGAAUCUGAAAUCACAAACUAAUGGAAAUAACUUGUAAAAAUAGACGUUAAUGUGGUCUUGAAAAUGUUUGCUAGAUUUAUAAUUUACAUUCAUAAGACGGCAGCCGACACCUUGCCAACACAAACACUGUCUUGAAGUUUGUAAAAUAAUCAAUAAAGGAUUUAUUUUGUAGUUUUAUAUUUUUGAUGCUUAUUUUUGACAUUUAGUUUGUGGCUUCAAUAUUACAGAACAAUUUGCUAUUAAAUUUUAGACAUGCCUUUUCUCUUGCUGUUUUUAGGGCUGUUUUUAAUUCCAGUGGCUUUUGAUACAAUAUGAAUCGCUAUUUCUGAUUUUAGAUUGGUGUUUUUGGUGUGUUCAUUUUUGAAUUUUAUUAUUAUUUGUUUCUUGAUUUCUUGAUCUGUUUUAUUAUUGUACAGCAUUUUUAGUUAAUACAUUGUUUUUAAAUGUAAUUUACGAAUAAAAUUGAUUUGGAUCGGUC